Messenger RNA from Anoplopoma fimbria (sablefish), 3328 nucleotides. RefSeq names its product nuclear transcription factor, X-box binding-like 1 (gene nfxl1). Gene Ontology annotation, biological process: regulation of DNA-templated transcription. Lineage: Eukaryota; Metazoa; Chordata; Actinopteri; Perciformes; Anoplopomatidae. The transcript has 25 exons. The coding region runs from base 91 to 2787 and encodes 898 amino acids. Gene Ontology annotation, cellular component: nucleus. The record is from RefSeq and is a predicted model, not a curated record. Gene Ontology annotation, molecular function: RNA polymerase II transcription regulatory region sequence-specific DNA binding; zinc ion binding; DNA-binding transcription factor activity, RNA polymerase II-specific.
UGCACCGCGGCGCUCGGCGCAUGACAACAGGCGUCCGCGUCCAGUGUGGCCGCCGCUUCUCUCUCUGAGAGUUUGUCGGAGGCGGUUGCCAUGGAGCCGGCCUGGCGACAACAGGGCAGGGGGCGUGGCCGGAGUCAGGAGGGUCCGGGUGAAAGGUCACGACCCCCGCAGAAGGAGAGAGAGAGGCCGGGGGCUCCCGCUGCAGGAGUGUGGGGGGGAGGACGAGGAGGGAAGACGAAGACGGUCACGACACCUGAACCCCAACAUGGUGUGUCGGUCCAAUCGAAGUUCGAGGAGAUCAGGAAGUCCAACCAGGCUGCUGCUCAGCGAUUGGUGGAGAGCCGCCUAAGCUCCUCCUCCUCUGAUGAGGACGACGACGAUGAUGAUGAAGAUGACGUAGAUGUCAAAGUUGACCAGAAGGAUGGAAAGAGAGGGAAGAUCCUGGCGUCGACCUUCACCACCUACACCGACCAGACAGGUGGUGAUGCUACAGGUCUGCUCAGAACCGGUCAGUAUGUCAGUGAUCUGUUUCAGUCUGGAGCUCUCACCUGUCUGAUCUGCAUCGGCUCCGUCAAGAGGACUCAGGCGGUGUGGAGCUGCUCCAGCUGUUUCUCUCUCUUCCACCUCCCCUGUAUUCAGAAGUGGGCCAGAGACUCGGCCUUCCUCGUCUCCUCCAUCACCGACGAAGACUUCGGUCAGAAGCAGCAUCCAUGGCCCUGUCCAAAGUGUCGAGCAGAGUAUCCACCCAGUGCCACACCCAACAGGUACAUGUGUUACUGCGGGAAGCUGCAGGAUCCUCCAGCUGAUCCCUGGUUGGCUCCUCACUCCUGCGGCUCCGUCUGUCAGAAGGAGCUCAAACCCAGCUGUGGACACACCUGUCUGCUGCUCUGUCACCCGGGUCCGUGUCCUCCGUGUCCAAAGAUGGUGUCUGUUUCCUGUUUGUGUGGCAAAGCUAAGCCCCUCCCCCGUCGCUGUAGCAACAAGGCCUGGUCCUGUCAGAAGCCAUGCAGCAAGUUGUUACCCUGCAGACAGCACACCUGUACACAACCCUGUCACACAGAGUGUAGUCCUUGUCCUAGAGUCAGUAUUCAGAGAUGUGUUUGUGGAAGAGAACAAGCAGAGAGAAACUGUGCCAGCCCUCAGUGGAACUGUCAGCAGGUGUGUGGUUCUCUCCUCUCCUGUGGGAAUCACACCUGUGAGGUUUUGUGUCAUGAUGGAGUUUGUCCUCCGUGUCCUCGCUCCGUCAGCAGAUCCUGUCCCUGUGGCAAAACCAAGUCCUCUCUGCCGUGCACAGAGGAAGUGUCACCGUGUGGCGACACGUGCGACCGCCGUCUGUCGUGUGGAAAACACACCUGUUCAAUGAGGUGUCACCGAGGGAGCUGUGAGACCUGCAGACAGGAGGUGGAGAAGGAGUGCCGGUGUGGUAAAUACAGGAAGUUUAUGCCGUGUCAUAAAGAAUACAUGUGUGACUCCAAAUGUCCAAAAACCAGAAGCUGCCAGAGACACCAGUGCAGGAGGAAGUGCUGCCCUGGUAACUGCCCUCCAUGCGACCAGAGCUGUGGUCGAACUCUGGGGUGUCGCAACCACAAGUGUCCCUCUGGCUGUCACCCAGGUAGCUGCUAUCCCUGUCCAGAGUCCGUGGAGGUCCCGUGUUCUUGCGGUUCCACCGUCCAGUCCGUCCCUUGUGGACGAGAACGGAGCACCAGACCGCCUCGCUGCAAAGAGACCUGCAGGCGUCCCCCGUCCUGCCACCACCCCAGCAGAGAGACCCACCGGUGCCACGCCGGUCCCUGCCUCCCCUGUCGGCUGCCCUGCCUGCUGCCGCUGCCCCGCUGCAGCCACACCUGUCCUCAGCCCUGCCACGACCAGGUGCUGGUCAAGUCCCAGCAGGUGCAGUUAGCCGGUCCGUGGGAGCAGCCGUCUGAACCGGCGUUUGUGCAGAAAGCUUUGCCGUGUCCACCAUGUCAAGUACCGAUACCAACGGCCUGUUUUGGAGAACACGAGGUCAGCCCGGUGCCGUGUCAUCGCCGCGGUCGGUUCUCCUGCAAACGACCUUGCGGACGACCUUUGACCUGCGGGAACCACGACUGCAGCCGGGAGUGUCACCUGGUUACCGACGGCAACAAGUGUGAGGUGUGUGAUGAGAGCUGCUCUAAGCCCCGCCCCCACGGCUGCCCUCACCCCUGCUCCCGACCCUGUCACCCCGGCAACUGCCCCACCUGCAGCCAGAUGAUCCGGCAACGCUGCCACUGCAAGAUCAGCAUUCUCUACGUGGAGUGCACGAAGUUGACCUCAGCUGAUCAACGGACGAAGGUGGAGUUGGGAUCCUGCAACAACCAGUGUCCUAAAGAGCUGAGCUGUGGUCAUCGCUGUAAGCAGGUGUGUCAUCCAGGUGUGUGUGAAGAGAAAUGUCAGCAGAAGGUGAAGCUCAGAUGUCCCUGCAAGAGGAUCAAGAAGGAGUUCCCAUGCUCGCUGUCGGAUCAGAGUGUCGUUCAGUGUGUUGACGCCUGCAGAGACCAGCAGAAGAAAGUCAUCCAGGUAAAAGAGGCGGAGCAGAGAGCAGCUGAGGAGGAGGAGCAGAAGAAACUUCAGGAGGAGCUGGAGGCGUUCGAGAAGCGUCAGCAGCGAGGAGGGAGGAGGAGCAAGAAGCGUGGGAGGAGGGAGGAGGUGGACGAGGAGGCGGGGAGGACGGGGAGGUGGUGGAGGAGGUGCGCUGUAUUCGUCCUCGUCCCGCUGGGCGGAGCUCUGCUGUCCGCCGCCUCCUACUACCUCCUGACCGAGGCCUGACCCGACACGUCAUCUCCUCUUUCACUUUGUUUCACUCUCUCUUGAUUCUGUCAAUUUAUUAAGUCCUUUUAUUUAAUGGAUGUUUUUCCAUUUACAAUUUUUAAUUCAGUUACAUUUUUUUUGGUGAAGGUUGAGUACGAUUUAAAAUUUAGUUUCCAUGCCAACAAAGAGCUAAACAUUUUAUUUGAAUUGUUCAACAAACUCAUCAGUGUUAAAUUUAGCAGUUAGAGCUGAUUAUUUUCUGAUUUUUUUUCUGUGUUAUCAUCUCAAUUAAUUGUUUGUUCUGUCUGUCUGUAAGACCAACAGUGCAAAAAUGUUUUACAUUUUUAAAGUUAAUUUUUAAGUCAGUGUGAAAAACUAGCGGAGUUUGUGUUUAACUUCCUGUCAGGAGGAAAACUUGCGUUGUUUUGUUUAGUUUUAGUUAGUCUUUUACUUUAUUCCUGAAAUGUAAAACAUUGUUUAGAAGUUUAGUUGUAAACUCAAUUCUCAUUUUUUCUGCCUGCCUUUUUCAAAUAUUUGAAAAAUAAAAUGUAUGAAUUGA